GACCCUUCGGAGAUAUUAUUAAUUAAUUUAAUAAGUUAAUUAACCUAUUUUUCAACAAUUGGACAUUAACUGUAAUAAAAGAACAAUUAAUACACUCUCAGCGUCUUUCCAUGGCGGUGAGCUAGAGAGAUCUUCGAAUCAGGUGAUAAUGUUACCGGAGAGAAGAAGCACGGUUGCUUCUUCUUCUUACCAGAACCCUUCUGGUCAGAAUGAUAAUUCAUUUCUACUUCUUAGAAGAGGAAAGAAGUUUGGUGGUAGGAUAGGGAAGUUGAAGCUGUCACACUUGUUCUUCUUCUUCGUCUCGCUUUUCUUCUUCUCUUGCAUCUUCUCUGGCCAUAAACUUCUCUUUCAUGGUUCUGAGUUGUUACCUCAUUCCGAGCGAAACCAUCACUUGAAAACUCAUCUCUUCACGUCAUCGGAGCUUGAUAUGGGAUUAAACUCAUCCCACAUUCAAAAACCACCAGGAAGCAAGAAGAGAAACAAACAUUUGCCUUGUGAAGUUCCACUUGCUGAGUCUGUUAAUCACAUACUUGAGCCUCACGAGUAUUUAGAUUCCAAGCCCUUUUCCUUAGGCUUUGUAGAGACUGAGACAUCUGAUAAGCCUAGAUUUGGAGGACACCAAACACUCAAGGAAAGAGAGAGGUCUUACUCUGCGAUAAACCAGACAAUUCACUGUGGUUUUGUGAAAGGAGGACUUCAUCAAGGUAGUGGAUUUGAUUUGAGCGAAAAGGAUAGAGCCUACAUGAAGAACUGUGUAGUCUCUGUGUCUUCUUGCAUUUUUGGAAGCUCUGAUUUUCUAAGAAGACCUGCAACCAAAAAGAUCAGUGAGUUCUCAAAGCGAAAUGUUUGUUUUGUGAUGUUUCUUGAUGAGCAAACACUAUCAAAACUGGCUAGUGAAGGGCAUGUUCCUGACAAGCAAGGCUUUGUUGGUCUAUGGAAAACUGUAGUAGUAAGCAAUUUGCCUUACACUGACAUGCGGAAGACAGGGAAAGUUCCAAAGUUUCUGUCACACCGCCUUUUUCCUUCUUCUAGGUAUUCGAUUUGGAUAGACAGUAAGAUGAGACUUACUACAGAUCCUCUGCUGAUAAUUGACUUCUUCUUAUGGAGAACAAAGUCAGAGUUCGCUAUCUCAAACCAUUAUGACCGACACUGUGUUUGGGAUGAGGUGGUACAGAACAAACGGCUCAACAAGUACAACCACACUGCCAUUGAUGAACAGUUUAUGUUCUACCGAUCAGAUGGACUAAAAAAGUUUGACCCUUCAGAUCCUAACUCUCCUCUUCCAAGUUAUGUGCCUGAAGGUUCGUUUAUAGUAAGAGCUCAUACACCAAUGUCAAACCUAUUCUCAUGUCUUUGGUUCAAUGAAGUUGACCGGUUUACAUCACGAGAUCAGUUGAGUUUUGCAUACACGUACCUUAAACUUCAGAGACUCAAUCCAAGUAGACCAUUACGCCUUAACAUGUUCAAGGAUUGUGAGCGUCGAGCAUUGACUAAACUCUUCCACCACCGCGUAGACUCAUCACCUCAUUCACCUCCUGCUUGAUUGAUUAAGUAAAGAUAGGUUUCUACAUAUGUCUUGUGUCCAUAAACUAUUCGGAGUACGAAUAUUUGUUUUUACUUUUAGCAUAUUUUCUACUUCUAGUCUUAGCUUUGAAGGAGAUGAAACAUGGAAUUGCAAUUGUGAAUGAGUCAAGGCAGAAUCUUGUUGAUUUU
Messenger RNA from Brassica oleracea var. oleracea, 1713 nucleotides. RefSeq lists its product as uncharacterized. The coding region runs from base 149 to 1543 and encodes 464 amino acids. The transcript is spliced from 9 exons. NCBI's taxonomy places the organism in Eukaryota, Viridiplantae, Streptophyta, Magnoliopsida, Brassicales, Brassicaceae. The record is from RefSeq and is a predicted model, not a curated record.